Odobenus rosmarus divergens (Pacific walrus) is the source of this 990-nucleotide messenger RNA. Its product is annotated as olfactory receptor 1N2-like. Gene Ontology annotation, cellular component: membrane. The record is from RefSeq and is a predicted model, not a curated record. Gene Ontology annotation, molecular function: olfactory receptor activity; G protein-coupled receptor activity. NCBI's taxonomy places the organism in Eukaryota, Metazoa, Chordata, Mammalia, Carnivora, Odobenidae. Gene Ontology annotation, biological process: G protein-coupled receptor signaling pathway. Bases 37 to 990 code for a protein of 317 amino acids. The transcript has 2 exons.
GGGUUUUAUCUGAACAGAUAACAAGAACUAGGAGGGAUGGGAAAACCAAGCAGAGUGAACCAAACUGCUGUUUCAGACUUCCUCCUUCUUGGACUCUCUGAGAAGCUAGAGGAGCAACCUCUCCUAUUCGGCGUCUUCCUGGGCAUGUACCUGGUCACCAUGACAGGGAACCUGCUCAUCAUCCUGGCCAUCAGCUCUGACCCACACCUUCAUACUCCCAUGUACUUCUUCCUGGCCAACCUAUCAUUAACUGAUGCCUGUUUCACUUCUGCUUCAAUCCCUAAAAUGCUGGCCAACAUUCAUACCCAGAGUCGGACCAUCUCCUAUUCUGGGUGCCUUGCACAGCUGUAUUUCCUCCUUAUGUUUGGUGGCCUUGACAACUGCCUGCUGGCUGUGGUGGCAUAUGACCGCUAUGUGGCCAUCUGCCAGCCACUCCAUUACAGCACGGCUAUGAGUCCCCAACUCUGUGUACUAAUGCUGGUCAUGUGCUGGAUGCUAACCAACUGCCCUGCACUGAUGCACACACUGCAGCUGACCCGUGUGGCCUUCUGUGCCCACAAGGCCAUCCCUCACUUUUACUGUGAUCCCAGUGCUCUACUGAAGCUGGCCUGCUCCGAUACCCACAUUAAUGAGCUGAUGAUCAUCACCGUGGGCCUAAUGUUCCUCACUGUUCCCCUCAUGCUGAUUGUCCUCUCCUAUGUCCGCAUUUCCUGGGCUGUGUUUGGCAUCUCAUCUCCCGGAGGGCAGUGGAAAGCCUUCUCUACCUGUGGUUCCCACCUCACAGUGGUCCUGCUCUUCUAUGGGUCUCUCAUGGGUGUUUAUUUACUUCCUCCAUCAACUCACUCUGCAGAGAGUGAAAGUAGAGCUGCCAUUCUCUACAUGGUGAUUAUCCCCAUGCUAAAUCCAUUCAUCUAUAGCUUGAGGAACAGAGACAGGAAGGAGGCCUUGGGUAAACUAUUCGGUAAUGGAAAAAUGUUUUUCUUACCAUGA